CAGUAGUGCUGACAUCACUUGAGGGGCGGGACAAUAACAAGUCUGGAGAAGCGCGAGUCGAGGGAUGGGGUUGUUCAUAGUGAAAUGAGAUAUGAAAUAGAAAACAGUGAGAGCGACGUUCAGGACAAUCCGUGCUACCGGGCGACUGUAGAAUCACGAGCGACACAGGGCUCGAGCUGCAGCAGGCAGAGUAGAGCAAAAAAGAGCAACAGACAUACGGUGCAUUCAAGACGAAAACUGAAAGGCCUUCCAAUGGCUGAAGUUUUGCAGGAACACAACUCUGAAGCGAGGGCAAACUGCUCUACUGAAGGACUCUCACCUAGGCCUCCUUGUAGCAGUGGGAGCUCACCUGUUCUUCACAACAUACGCCAGGGAGAGGACAUGUAUGAACCUAAUGCACAGUAUACGUGCUGUGAUCUUCCACGGAACAACACCAGUCAUAAUCCACGUUUGGCAUCUAUGGACACUCAUCACAGUCUGCCAUCUGUCGAAUCAUAUGUGACAUGGAACAGAUUUUCCUCUGAAAUGCCACAGGAAGAUGCUGUGAGGGAGCAGGCCGAUCAUGCAAAUCACGCAGUGCGUAGCAGAAGCCCCUUGCAGGAGCUGAGACGAGAAGAGGAAGUACAGCGGGAAAGAGAACUUGGUGCUCACCUCAGGCGCAUUGGUGACGAGAUUUACACACUUUACCUACAGCGGCAACAAGAACGAGAGCGACAUCAUUGGCGAGCUGUUUGGGUGGGACUGUAUAAUUUCAUCUCUGAUACACUUGCUGCCUUUUACAUCCCACGCUGGAGGUAAACAUGGUGCUGGAAAUGGAGCCAAACAAAAUACUGCACAGCACUAAAUUCGGGAACGGGUUAGCAAUAUAUGAAUUCCGCUGGCGGAAAUGAAAAUACAAAAGAAAAUGAUGACUGACUCCUUUAAAAAUGUAGUAUUUUGUUGUUGUCUUUUCUGUGAGUGAAAGCCAUUGCUACUGUUUACCACUUCCGCUGAUUUUUCGACACCUGUGGUGUUAUCACAACCAGUACUGGGAACUCCCACUUAAAUAUUUUUGGUACCACUGAGGGCACAUACUGUAUAUUUUUUGAGAGCAACGUAUGAGAAAGCCACUUUUCAGCAUACCAGAGGAAAGCCUGGUGUCAUAAAACUGAAAACUUGUGAUACAACAAUGAGUGUGUAGCUGUUAGAUCAAGUCACAGUGCCAAAGGUUUAUUUUGUUUUUGUGGGCUCUGGUUAUAGUUUUGGUAAUCAUUUCUUUGAAAAAAUGAGUCCAACUAAAAGUAUAUUAAAGGUCCACAUGCUGUGUACUGCAAAUCCGAUUUAGUGCUUGAGCCUGUUUCUUGACAGAUUUCUUUUAAUUUAUUUCUUUUAAUUUAUUUAUUUCUUUUUUCUAAGAAAAUAUCAAUAUGCUGAAUAGAUCUGAAUUUUUGAAGCAAUUUGAACAGGCCCAUUCUAAUUUAUUUCUUCUAAUUUAUUUAUUUUACUACAAGAAUAUGGUAUUUGAUACUGAAGUGAUUUAGAAAUUCAGUUAAACAGUCUAAAGGAAGGUCCAUGUAUUUAUUUUAACACAUUUUGGUUAAGGCUGUGUGUUUCUUAUACUUUUUCUUUUGUUUCUUUUUCUAACAUAAAUUGGACCUAAUAUUGCCAUGUGUCUUUGCAGUACACACUAGAAAUAUUGCUGUAUACUUAUUGGGCCGUAGCUGGCAGACAUCUUUAGAAACAGAACCAUGAAAUAUGAUUAGAACCACUUUCAUCAUUUUGUGUGGACCUCUUCUUGCAUUCAUACCCAGACUUUGCACCAUCAUUUCUCAGGGUUGCUUAUAUUCAUGCCAACUGUCCCGUCCUUGUGAAAAGUAGAAAAUACAAGUUUUGUUGGAUGUUUAAUGACAUGGCAGGACUUUUGGUGUGGCAGAGAUAAAUAUAGUUGCACUUUUGUAGCACACAUAUGUCUCAGGUUUCCUUACUUUUGUUCUGUAGCCCUAGGUCUCUUUCUGUCUUUGUGAACUUUGAAGACAAAUACAAUUCCAAUGUAAUGAAUUUAUUUCUAUUAACAGAUCAUGUUUCUCGUCAAUUUUUUCAAACGGUAUGUGUAACUUUACCAGUAAAUUAAAAUACAUGUACCAUAUAUCUUCAGUUACAGAGUGCCUCUGAUUAGAAGCCACUGGCUGAUACUGGCUGUAGGCUCAGAGUCGGUUAGUUUUACUAACACCACUCCACAGUCUUUUGCACUAUGGAGAUAAAAAGUGUACCAUUAACGUUUACAUUUUCUUUGUUUAUUGUUUUUUUAAAUUUCAUUCUACUUUAUUUGUAUGCUGCUUUUUGGCUGUAAUGUGGUUCAUUGUAUGCCUUGGGAAUGAAUGUGCAGAAGGGAUACUGCGACUGACAUGUUCAGGUAUGAGGCUAGAGCUGUAUGAGAUGCACGAAUGAGUGUCAGCUGUGCAUUUAAUGAAUAAGAAAAUAAAUCCAUGACAUGUUGGGUGGGUAAGCAUACAUCCAUGAGUAUGCUAAGUGCUGCUUGACUGAAUGUUAAAAUGUGUAUGUGCUUUAAUGAAUGGCAUAAUGAACUGGCGCCUGAUUUUUUGAGCAUAUUCAAAAGAGUAUUUGCAUUUGUAGGCAUUGUAUGAUUGAAUGUCUGGUUUGUGCCUUUAUUAGUGUGUCUAUGAACAUUUGAGUGUGUGAGUGUGUGAAUUGUUGAGCUGGGAUGAGGGAGUAAGAGCAAAUCAUGUUUUUCACAGACCAAUAGGCCAGUAAGUGGGGUGGCACAGUGGUACACUGGAUAGUGUUGUUGCCUCACAGCAAGAGGUUGCCCAGUUUGAUUCUCAUCUGGGGUGCAUUCUGUUCUGAGUCUGAAUGUCCUGCUUGUGUUCAUGUGGGUUUCCUCCAGUUUCCUCCCACAUUCCAAAGACAUAGAGUAGGUGGACUGGACACUCUAAAUUGGCUAUAGAUGCGAGUGUGCUUGCGAGUGUGUUGUGUGGAAGAACUACUACAGCAGGGCUAGCCAACUGGCAAUGUAAACCUUGGCUGUACACCUGACCCCAUGUGAAAAAAUGGGAAAAAGAGGUUAUGGCCAGUAAGUAAAUCAGAUUUAUUUUAUCUGAGUUGCUGUAGUUUACUUCACUGGCGAUCAGGUAUACGCAGUUAAAAUCCACCUGCUGUUUACAGGAACGUUUACUAAAUUUUGUAAAAAUAAAAUAAGUAAUACAGGCUACUUGCAAUUGAAUAUAUAUGGUACUAAUGAAUACAGUUUAUGAAGUAUGUGUUCAGUUGUUUAAUAUAGUCAUAUGACAGAGUUUACAUCUGAGCCUCCUAUUAACUUUUCAGAGAAAAACUGUUUCAAAUGUAUUUGCCUUUUGAACUAAUACCAUCAUGAGUUUUACUGUGGCAUUUUUCCCAUGUGUUUCUGUUUUUCAGUUUUGUUUUAAAAGUUAUUUAAAGCCUUCAUUUUAUCAAAUUAGACCUUCCCAAAGGCUAGAAAACUUGAUGAGGUGUGCAAACGCAUUAGCCCACUGCCUAGAGAACAUGAUUUUUGUGGCAUCCACCUUGCUAUGGCACUUUGUGUACGUUUUGCUUCUAAAUGUCACUAAUGUUCAAAAAAUUAAUUCGGAAAUGUAUUUGUAUCAUGGACAUGUUGUUGCUGAGAAUGCUAAGUUGUAUUGUCUUGCAGGCCUAGCUCUUUAAAGAUCAUCACAGUGUGACGCUGAAACUUUUUAGAUACCCCUUUUAGGCAUCCUACUUUCAUUAUCUGUUUGCCUAUACAUGUCAUUGAUUCAAGAGUUUUAGAUCAAAUGAGUUUGGCUGGUGCCAUUUCCAGAAUGUCUUUCUAUGGUGUUACUGAUACUCAUGAGCUCCUGUUCACUUUGCUGUCACCACUGACAUCUCAGACAUCCAUUGUAGUCCUGGGAUGUAAUUUCCUAGAAUGCUUGUGAGGCCUACUGUUAAAGAGAGAGCUGAAUAAUUCUAAAUACAGGAAGUCUGGCAUUUAUGCAAAGAUUAAUGGUAAGAGCUGCCUUGUGUAACUUAGACAGCAUGGUGCUUAAGUGGAAUGGUCUCUGCCUUGCAUCCCCAGAGUACAUGGUUCCUUUCUGACCUUUUGUCAUUGUCUUUAUGAAGAAUUCAUGUUUUCUUUGUGGAUUUCUCCAGUAAUCUAUUUUUCUUCCACCUUCCCAAAGCACGCUGAUUGACUGGCUACACUAAUUUUCUCUCUCAGAGUCUAUUUAAAUACCCUUGCUAUUGUAGCCUAGGUCAUGGCUGAAAAGGGCCCACAAACCAGCCUAUUUAUCUGAUCUACAAAUAAGUAGUUUGUUCAGUUUACAUAAGGCAACAAAAUUAUUGCUCAGUGGAGACAGCAACCAUAUCUGAGGGGUUUGCACUCUUCCAUUUCCAUCCUUAAUGAACAUUCAGAGGAGUGAAAAGACUUCCAGUUUUAACUCUUACCUUCCUUUCUGAACCAGUGAACAUUCAGCAGAUGUACUUCUUGCUAUAGGACCACAAUCACUGAAGACUUGAGUCCAGAAUGCUGUAAUUGGUGGUUCUUUUUACCACAGAAAAGGCUAUGCACUCAGUGAUGAAGCAUUUAUUCUCACACAGUAGCACUCUGUAUAUACUGUAAUUCUCUGUAUUGUAGAUAUAAAUGUACAUUGAAUCUCUGUAAAUUUUGAAUGCAUUUUGUACAUCAAGUUUUCUACAAUUUUUUUUUUCAAUAAAACUUU
This is a messenger RNA of Protopterus annectens (West African lungfish), 4709 nucleotides long. RefSeq names its product BCL2 binding component 3 (gene BBC3). Gene Ontology annotation, biological process: positive regulation of release of cytochrome c from mitochondria; positive regulation of apoptotic process; intrinsic apoptotic signaling pathway. NCBI's taxonomy places the organism in Eukaryota, Metazoa, Chordata, Ceratodontiformes, Protopteridae. Bases 85 to 798 code for a protein of 237 amino acids. Gene Ontology annotation, cellular component: mitochondrion. The transcript has 4 exons. The record is from RefSeq and is a predicted model, not a curated record.